AUGGCCAGCAUGGAUGUUGACUCGGCGGCUGACGCCGCCAAAACCACCGUUCCCGUCGUCGUUCGGCACCAAGGCAAGAAGUACGAAGUCGACGUGGACGUCUCCGAACCCGGCGCCAUCUUCAAAUACCAAGUGUUCAGCCUGACGGGUGUCCAGCCCGAGAACCAGAAGAUCCUUAUCAAGGGCAAGCAGGUCAAGGACGACACGGAGAUGUCGUCACUCGGCCUCAAGCCGGCGCAGGCCAUCAUGGUCCUGGGCCAGCCGGGCGCCGCGCCUGUGCGCUUCGAGGCGCCCAAGGAGAAGCCCCGCUUCGUGGAGGACAUUGACGGCAACGACGCGGCCCUCCACGACAACACGCCCGGCGGCCUGACCAACCUCGGCAACACCUGCUACCUCAACGCGUCCCUGCAGGCGAUGCGCUCGAUCCCCGAGCUGCAGGACUCGCUGGUCAACCGCUUCCAGGGCGAUGCCACCAACACCUCCCCGACGCUGGCCCGCCAGCUGCGCGAAGUGUACUCCCGCAUGUCCGCCUCGCACGCCUCCUACGUGCCGCAGUUCUUCCUCAACACGCUGCGCACGCUGAACCCCCGCUUCGCCGAGCGCUCGCGGACCGGCCAAGGCUAUGCGCAGCAGGAUGCCGAGGAGGCCUGGACGUUUAUCAUGGACAACCUGCGGCGGACGCUGUUUGUCAAGGACGAAGCCAAGGCGCUUCCACCGGCAAAGGAGGGCGAGGCUGCGGCAGCGACGAGCUUGGCGACGACUGUGGAGUCGGUGCCGGAGGACGGCCAGAGCGCCGGCGCCGGCGCCAGCGCCAGCAGCUCUGUGAGCACGGUCAAGCGGUACCUGGCGGGCGAGGUGGAGAAGACGCUUGUCUGCGACGACCCCGCCGGCCGCACGGAGGCCGAGUCGGCGCCCACGACCGAGACGUUCCUGACGCUGCCCUGCCACAUUAGCAUCUCCAUCAACCACCUGCGCGACGGCCUGCUCGCGGGCCUGACGGAGAAGAUUGAGAAGCACUCGGAGCUGCUCGGCCGCGACGCGACGUACACGUCGACGAUGAAGAUUGCGCGGCUGCCCAAGUACCUGACCGUGCACUUUGUGCGCUUCUACUGGAAGCGCGACAUCCAGAAGAAGGCCAAGAUCAUGCGCAAGGUCACGUUCCCGCACGAGCUCGACGUCUCCGAGAUGUGCACCGACGCGCUGCGCGCCAAGCUGGUGCCCGUGCGCGAGAAGGUGCGCGACGUCCGCAAGGAGCUGGAGGAGAUUGACCGCACCAACAAGAAGCGGAAGCGCCGCCUGUCGAUGGAAAAGAAGGCAGAGGCGGCCGCGGCCCGGUUUGGCGCCGCGCCAGGCGCCAGCAGCAGCAGCAGCGACGACAAGAACAAGGACAAGAAGAAUGACAAGAAGAAUGACAAGGAUGACAAGAAGGAGGGUGCCGAGGGCGAGGCCGAGGAUGUCGAGUACAAGACGGACGCACAAAUCGACGGGGAGAAGCGGGCGUCGCUGGAGAAAGCCAAGGAGGAGCUGUACCAGCUGGUGCGCCCGCGGCUCGAGGAGGACCGCUACGCCAACCACACGGGCCUGUACGAGCUGCGCGCGGUCGUGACCCACCAGGGCGCGGGUGCCGACAGCGGCCACUACACGGCCUUUGUCAAGAAGGGCUCGAUUGUGAACCCCAAGACGGGCCACAAGUCCGAGGAGGACGGCAACUGGUGGUGGUUCAACGACGACAACGUGACCGAGGUGGGCAGCGAGCGCAUCGACCAGCUGGCCGGCGGCGGCGAGUCGCACUCGGCGCUGAUUUUGCUGUACGGCUCGGUGCCGCUCCCGCUGCCCGAGAGCCGGGUGACGGAGCAGUUCUUUACGUCCUGA
Messenger RNA from Sporothrix brasiliensis 5110, 1872 nucleotides. Its product is annotated as ubiquitin carboxyl-terminal hydrolase 14. The coding region runs from base 1 to 1872 and encodes 623 amino acids. Gene Ontology annotation, biological process: protein deubiquitination; proteasome-mediated ubiquitin-dependent protein catabolic process; regulation of proteasomal protein catabolic process. The transcript has 2 exons. NCBI's taxonomy places the organism in Eukaryota, Fungi, Ascomycota, Sordariomycetes, Ophiostomatales, Ophiostomataceae. Gene Ontology annotation, molecular function: proteasome binding; cysteine-type deubiquitinase activity; protein binding. The record is from RefSeq and is a predicted model, not a curated record.